This is a messenger RNA of Stegastes partitus (bicolor damselfish), 2731 nucleotides long. It is a transcript of the gene ikbkg, whose product is annotated as inhibitor of nuclear factor kappa B kinase regulatory subunit gamma. Gene Ontology annotation, cellular component: IkappaB kinase complex; cytoplasm; nucleus. Gene Ontology annotation, biological process: positive regulation of canonical NF-kappaB signal transduction. The record is from RefSeq and is a predicted model, not a curated record. Bases 436 to 1722 code for a protein of 428 amino acids. Lineage: Eukaryota; Metazoa; Chordata; Actinopteri; Pomacentridae. The transcript is spliced from 10 exons. Gene Ontology annotation, molecular function: K63-linked polyubiquitin modification-dependent protein binding.
UGAAAUAAGCUGUUUGUUCCCAUCCUUGCCUCCUGUCUGCUUUGUGUAAACACAGCCUGCACUUCAGCCGACAAGUUUCUUGUCUGUCAGUCACAGCUGAGUCACUAACAGCUUCACCGUUGCACCAGGUCACUGCAGAAUCUCACAUUUUUCGAGUCCAGUCAGUUAAAACUGUAAUUUUUUAUUUGUUUAUUUUUUUAACUGAAGCAUGACGUUUCACAUUUUAUGCUUAGAUUUGGGUUUUUUUCCAGACAAAGCCAAAGGUUGUUCAUAGUUAGUUUAGUGAUUGUUGGAUUCUUCUGAUAAAUUAAGUAGUUUUAGUGAUUUAAAAAAAACAACAACAAAGAAAACAGGGCUUUUAAAGCUGCUGACGACUUUUUGGGUUCAGAGAGUUCAUACCUAACACUUGAUUUCAGAAUCCCUCUGCGUCUCCUGAUGCAAAACUCUCACAACCUUGCUGUUUCUGCUUUGUGCUCCUUUUCUCUGCAGCCUGUGGAAGGUGCAAACGAGUUCCUGCAGCUGCUAAAGAGCCACAAAGAGAAGAUGGAAGAAGGGAUGAGAGAGCUGAGGAGGAAGAACGAAGAGCUGGAGCGGGAGAGGGAUGAAGGAGAGGUGGAUAGAGAGCGAAUGCGUCGCUGUAUCGACCAGCUCCGAGCCAAACUGGCCCAGGCACAGGCAAGCGGCGCUCCUGAGGAGGUUGUUCCACAUCGCUCUGAGGCGCAGCACUCCUCUGACUGGUAUCGGGAGCUGGAGGAGAAACUCGACUACCUGCAGAAGAGUUCAGCUCAGCGAGACAGAACUGAAGCUCUGCUCAAACAGAAGGACAAGGACUGUGCUCAGCUGGCCAAGGACGCCGAGGCCCUGAAAGCUCAGGCGACCUCCCUGUUGGGAGAACUGAAAGAGAGGCAGAGCUGCUUGGACAAGAGCGAGCUGGAGCGCAAAAUGUUGGAAGAAAAACUGUGCAGUAAAGUAAAGGCCCUGCAGGCGGCAGAGCGAGAGCAGGAGCAGCAGAGGAAGCAGCAUCAUGUGGCCAUGGACAAGCUGCUGCUGCAGACCCAGAGCCUGGAGCAGGCCCUGAAGACAGAGAGACAUGUGGUCACAGAGGAGAAGAAAAAACUGACACAGCUGCAGCAUGCCUACACAUGCCUCUUCAGAGACUACGAUUCCAAACUGAAGAGUGAGGGAGGAGAUCUGUGCAGCCGACUGGAGGAGGCAGAGCGAGCUCUGGCCUUGAAGCAGGACCUGAUUGAUAAACUGAAGGAGGAGGUGGAACAACAGAAAGGCUCUCUGGAGACUGUUCCGGUCCUCACUGCUCAGGCUGAGAUCUACAAGGCAGACUUCCUGGCGGAGCGAGAAGCGAGAGAGAAGCUGAACCAGAAGAAGGAGGAGCUGCAGGAUAAGCUGAACGAGGCCAUGACUAAGAUCGAGAGGCUCAAGCAAGAAGCCACAUCACGGGCAUGUAUCGAUCAAAUGCAGCGGAGACACCUGGAAGACUUUCCUGCACGGCCGCCGCACAUUCCCCCUCCUCAAGGUGUGUUCUCUGGUGCAGCCUUCAACACGGUGCCUCCUGCCCCCUCAUUCCGCAAUCAGGGUCUGGUACCAGUUGGUGAUCAAGGAGCUGUCGGAGCGGAGGAGCUGCCAGAUUUAUGUUGUCCUAAGUGCCAGUACCUGGCUCCAGAUAUGGACACGCUGCAGAUUCAUGUCAUGGACUGUAUACAGUAACAUGAGCCUAGUUCAGUGCACCGUGACACCACAGAUAUACUGUAUAUAGUAUAUUUACAUUUAGUGUGUCUGCUCCCAGUUUUGGGCAUUGCCUGGAAAACUACAUGUCUGGUGUUUGCACUUUAAUCUCUCUCUGCCAUGCAAACACACAUACACGAACCUGAACACAUAGCGUGGAUGUUACCGUUUUAGAAAUCAAAUAUGUUGGAAUACACACACGUCAUUUCAAGGCAAUCAGAUGACAGUAACCAGCAUGAAAUUUCCCCACAAAUGCUCCAAGGAUUCAGUUUCUGCUACAGCUUUUCCACUGUUUUCUCAUCAUCCUUUUUUUUUUUUCCUCCCAGCACCUUUUAAUUUUCUUUCCCUGUGCCUUGCCUAUGAGAUGGCACACUCAUGUCAAUCAGUAUUUAAACAUGAUCCCUGAUCUCCUGCCUCAGUCCCGUUUUUCAAGCAGCUACACACUGGGGAGUGCAAUGUGUACACUUUGACUGCAUCAUCUCAUCCAUCGACACAUCAGCAAUCAUUGGACCUAGGGUGACGCCAUGUCAAAAAGAAGAGACAAUUCAGAGGAUUUCUUUUCCCCUCGACAAAGGAGAACACACAUGUGAAUAAUCUAGUGAGCUUUAAAUAAUAUUCAAAUAUGUUUUGGUUGUAAAUGUAGCUGUCUGCAUUACCUCAAAACAUGUAUUAUUAUUAUUAUGUAUUAGAGAUGGAUUUACUCUUGUUGAAAAAAAGUAGCCAUUCUCUGUGUUCUGUGCCUGUGUACACGUUUGACUGCUUUAUCUCUGAUGCUAGACUUGACCCUGAACCCACCACGCCUCCCUUUUGUGGCCCUUUAUUCGGUCUUACCCCUUACCUGUGCCACCUUAGCUAUUUAUCUAUCUGAAUGUAAGCACAUUGAGGUUCCUUCACAGUUUGUGUGACUGUUGUCUGUAAUUACAUAUCAUUCGUUGCAAAGAAUAUUGCUUCAAACUGUCGGAGAUUUACGAAAUAAACCAGUUAUUCAUUA